Messenger RNA from Suillus bovinus, 2247 nucleotides. RefSeq lists its product as uncharacterized. The transcript is spliced from 4 exons. The record is from RefSeq and is a predicted model, not a curated record. The coding region runs from base 172 to 2223 and encodes 683 amino acids. Lineage: Eukaryota; Fungi; Basidiomycota; Agaricomycetes; Boletales; Suillaceae.
UAAGUAAUGUAAGUUAGCGAGGCUUAAUGGACCAAUUAAUUUAGCGUCUCCAAGAAUCACGCUUUAAUUCAACCUAGCCCACCGAAGCCAACCUUGUUUUGUUUUCGUUGAUGGCUUGACGAAAUUUUUGGGUUCAAUUCUUGUUGAACCACGACGUUCACGCACGCAUCGAUGACUGCGCUCGAUCUGCAUAAUGCAAUUUUCACAUCAGACAAACGUGCUAUGCCUAUGCCCCACAUGACACGUACACGUACUCUCUCGCUCACAACGGUUGAAGAACAACCACAAAACCCUACAUCCCCAACUUACAACUCCUUCACCUACCAAGACCUACUCUUACGCCAACCACUCCACCCAGACGGUCCACGACACUGGGACCUCGGUCUUGACCUCACAGGAGACCCAAUAACAGCAGCGGAAUGUAAAAGCCUCGAAGGCCGGUUCACAAAAGCAAAACUGCGUCGCUUAAGGUGGAUAUGUGGAAUUUUUGAAGUUGUUUUCGGUAUAUGGGCUAUUUAUUGCACGAUCCGCUAUUCCCUCGCAUUUCAAACGGCUUUUACGAGCGAUGUACACAUACGCACGCUUGCGCUCGUCUUGUGUGUUGUUUCUGGUAUUAGUUUCGCGGGAGUGGUCAUGACGUUAUUUAUGCCGUUUCUUCCGAAAGACGGAGCUGGGCUCGUUCGUUCUGCGAGGAUGAUCUUAAGAGGGUGUUUUGUUGUGUUGACAAUCGCGACGGCGAUUGUGAAUCUUGUAUUUGUUUCGGUAUGGAAGCCUGUGGAUAGAUGUGGGUGGAAUAUGGAUAUUUCGUGGUCUGCGACAGUCACCAUCGCUGGGGAUUCGACAGCUAGGCAUUGUCGCACUGCGAGUUUUGCAGUUUGGACGAUCGUCGCGUCCUUUAGGGUUGUUGCUACAUUAAUCAUGAUCCUGUUGUAUGUUUACUUCCUCGGGGUAUAUUCUGAAGCGAGGCAUCCUUCGAGAUAUACCAAAGAGACGUACUACCCACCAUUAAUGGCCUCGGAGGGUGCUGUAAACUCUCCUGUUUCCACUAUCGAUUCACCUGUAUCCACUCUCGACCCGUCAUCAUCAGGAACGCACUUCGACUUCAAGCUAAUACAGAGUCGAGCUGCAAUAGAAAGGUCUAACUCGAUGUUAGCGCUAACUAAUUCAAGUAUCACCCUCGCGCCUUCCCCCACUCUUUCUCCCACCCAAUCUCGCUCCCAUACCCACUCCCAUCCAAGGACCCAAGCCACACACACGCAGUCCUCCAACCCCGCACCUCCAGCUUCCAGCCCGAUAUGGCGAAAUUGGAAAAAUCUGCGAUUAACAAUAAAAGACCGUCAAAGGCACAAUAAUCUUUCUGACACACCCACAUUGCGUUCGCUCCGCCGGAAGAACCGUAUUACUAUCUCGAGUGAACAUAUCUUGCUGAAUGCGAAUACAACACCCGGUGCCUGGGAGGAGUGCACGGACGUGUGUGCCGUCGGUGCUAGUCUUGGUCCGGAUGCUUCGGAAUCAGAUCAUUCCGUGGGCAUCGCUGAAGGUCGGGGUGUGUAUCCGAUGGAAGGCCACAGGACUGGGACUGAUUCUCCAGUACUGGCGAUGGAUUCGGAGACAUGCAGCCGUGAUUCUGACUCUGUCUACUCUUAUGGAUAUGGGGCCUCAGAUCCAGCAUACCCCUAUCUGGAAAUCUACAAUCCCGCGCCGCCGGCUACUGCUAACGCUAAUAUCUUCCUUACCCAACAACCCCGAUCUCCCGCGGCAGUUAUAGCAAGGGCAGACAUCAUCGAGCCUGGAACGUCGCUAACGACCAUAGAAUCAGGUGACGGCGAAGAAGACGAACUGAUACCCAUAAUGGGCGGUUUCGUACGGCGGAUGGCUACCAUCCAAUCAUUCGGGUCUCAAGAAGCUGCGCUGUCGAUGACUGGCUCGCGCUUCUCGAGGGUUUCAGUUUCCGAGAUGCACACACUCGGAUCUCCGCGUUCGUCUUUUGGGUGGACGCCGUCUAUGGCGUCUACGUUGAGCAAGAACAACUCGUUUGGAACUGCUUCUGCUUAUUUUUCUGCAUCGAGUGAUCUGGGGAUGGGGACGGGUGGUUCUGGACCUGGUAUCGGAGUCAAUGAGCGAGGCGAAUUGGAAGCGAGGAUGACGACGAAUCUGCCAUCGUACGGUCGAUAUCAUUAUACCCGAGACGCUAACCGCGCUACAUUAUCCGUGCCAACCUAGCGCACAUGAGGCAUCAUACCAUUA